Dipodomys ordii (Ord's kangaroo rat) is the source of this 3803-nucleotide messenger RNA. RefSeq names its product DEAD (Asp-Glu-Ala-Asp) box helicase 21 (gene Ddx21). Lineage: Eukaryota; Metazoa; Chordata; Mammalia; Rodentia; Heteromyidae. Gene Ontology annotation, molecular function: RNA binding; helicase activity; ATP binding. The coding region runs from base 67 to 2340 and encodes 757 amino acids. The record is from RefSeq and is a predicted model, not a curated record. The transcript is spliced from 15 exons.
GGUACUAUCUCUUCCUCUGCACGCGGUUAAGGAGACCGGUCUGCCUUUGGCAACUGGCGCUGAAUUAUGCCGGGAAAACUCCGCAGCGACGCUGAAUUGGAAUCAGACACGGCUGUGGAAAAGAUGGAGCCACUGCGGAAGCAAAAUGAGAAGAAAAUUAGAAAAGAAAAGCCAAAACCCAAGAAGACUGAAGAGUCAUCAGAAAUUCAGGAAGAAGCUGUAUCCCCUAAAACUAAAAAAAAGAAAACUAGGUCUUCUGAAGUUGAUAUGAGUUCUCCUAAAUCCAAAAAGGCAAAAAAGCAAGAGGAGUCAUGUCAGGAUGAUAGUAUUUCUUCUAAAACUCAGAAUGCUAAAAAGAAAAAGGAACUCAUUGACAAGAAAGUUGUCUCCCCUAAAACUAAGAAAGUGCAAAAAAGUGAGGUGGCUUCUGAAGCUCCUAAGCCCAAGAAAAUGAAGAAAGAAAAAGAAGUGAAUGGAGAAAUUGGAGAGAAAAGUCCCAAAUUGAAGAAUGGACUCUCUCAUUCUGAACCUGACUCUCACUCCAGUGAAGCUGCCAGUGAAGAAAACAGUGAGACAGAGCAGGAAAUACCCGUGGAACAAAAAGAAGGAGCUUUCUCUAAUUUUCCCAUAUCUGAAGAGACUAUCAAGCAUCUCAAAGCCCGUGGGGUGACCUUCCUGUUUCCUAUACAAGCAAAGACAUUUCACCAUGUCUAUAGUGGAAAAGACUUAAUUGCACAGGCACGGACAGGAACUGGGAAGACAUUCUCCUUUGCCAUCCCUUUGAUUGAGAAACUACAGGGUGGUCUGCAAGACAGGAAGAGAGGCCGAGCGCCUCAGGUACUUGUUCUUGCACCUACAAGAGAACUGGCAAGUCAAGUCAGCAGAGACUUCAGUGACAUCACAAAAAAGCUAUCUGUGGCUUGCUUUUAUGGUGGAACUCCCUAUGGAGGUCAAAUUGAGCGGAUGCGGAAUGGGAUUGAUAUCCUCGUUGGGACCCCAGGUCGAAUCAAAGACCACCUACAGAACGGCAAACUCGAUCUCACCAAGCUUAAGCAUGUUGUGCUGGAUGAAGUUGACCAGAUGUUGGAUAUGGGUUUUGCAGAUCAAGUAGAAGAGAUCUUAUGUGUGGCCUACAAAAAAGAUUCUGAAGACAAUCCCCAAACAUUGCUUUUUUCUGCAACUUGCCCUCAUUGGGUAUUUAAUGUUGCUAAGAAAUACAUGAAAUCUACAUAUGAACAGGUGGACCUGAUUGGUAAAAAGACUCAGAAAACAGCAGUAACUGUGGAGCAUUUAGCUAUCAAGUGUCACUGGACUGAGAGGGCAGCAGUUAUUGGGGAUGUGAUCCGAGUGUACAGUGGUCAUCAGGGGCGCACGAUCAUCUUCUGUGAAACCAAGAAAGAAGCCCAAGAACUAUCACAGAGUUCAGCGAUGAAGCAGGAAGCGCAGUCAUUACAUGGAGACAUUCCACAGAAGCAAAGGGAAAUCACCUUGAAAGGUUUUAGAAAUGGUAAUUUUGGAGUUUUGGUGGCAACCAAUGUCGCUGCACGUGGUUUAGACAUCCCUGAAGUUGAUUUGGUUGUACAGAGUUCUCCACCAAAGGAUGUGGAAUCCUACAUUCAUCGUUCUGGGCGCACAGGUCGAGCUGGAAGGACAGGGGUGUGCAUCUGCUUCUAUCAGCACAAGGAAGAAUACCAGUUAGCACAAGUGGAACAAAAAGCGGGAAUUAAAUUUAAACGAAUAGGUGUUCCUUCUGCAACAGAAAUAAUAAAAGCUUCCAGCAAAGAUGCCAUCAGUAAGCUGAUUAUAGAUCUACAUGCAGUUUUAAGGAUUAACAUUAUUCAAUUUCUUGUAUACUCUGUCCAUUUUCCUACAGUGGGUUUUGUGACCAUGAUCCUGCAGUGCUCAAUUGAAAUGCCAAACAUUAGUUAUGCUUGGAAAGAACUUAAGGAGCAGCUAGGCGAGAGCAUCGAUUCCAAAAUAAAGGGAAUGGUCUUCCUCAAGGGAAAGCUGGGUGUUUGUUUUGAUGUACGUACUGCAGCUGUCACAGAAAUACAGGAGAAAUGGCAUGACUCACGACGUUGGCAGCUCUCUGUGGCCACAGAGCAACCAGAGCUGGAAGGACCACCAGAAGGAUUCCGAGGCGGCAGGGGACAGCGAGAUGGCAGCCGAGGUGGCAGGGGACAGCGAGAUGGCAGCCGAGGUUUCAGGGGACAGCGGAACGGAACCAGAAACUUCAGGGGACAGCGGGGCGGAAAUAGAAGUUUCAGGGGACAGCAGUCAGGUGGCAACCAAAGUAAUAGAGGGCAGAAGCGGAGUUUCAGUAAAGCAUUUGGUCAGUGAGAAGUAGAAGACAUACAACUGUUGGGCCACAUGAAUGCUAUUUCUCACACAGUCCAAAGAAGUGUUCUGCCUUUGGUCUUCAUCCCUUGCAGAGACAGGCUUCAUCCAAACUGUCUUAUCUGGUUGUUAGCAUUUGCAUCUUUAUUACUACCGCUUUUCUCAACUUGUCAUCUUGUAUUGCAUUUACAUUCUAAGGUGUUGUCUGUAUGUUACAAGAUUGAGUCAAUCAUGUUUCUUUCUGUAUUUGUAGGUUAAUCUAUCUUUUUUUUUUUUUCAUAGUGCUGGGGAUUGAACCCAGAAUCUUACAUAUACUAAGUAUGUGCCCUCUCACAAAGUUUUAUUCCCUGUCCCCCAAAGAAUAAUGUUCUUUCAAUAUUCCUUGGCCUUUUGCCAAGCAAUUACUCCUGGUGUCCUAUACUGUAUCUCCUGAGAAUUAAUGGUGAGCAGUGUUUUGAAAUGAGGUUUCAGACUUAGGUGAGUUGUAUUAUAGUUUAUGCCUGUCUCUUUUAAAUUUGGGGAAAUGAAAUAUACUCUAUGGAUUACCCAUAGUUGUGCUCAUUUUGAUAUGCUUAGUUUCUCUUUACAAGGUGAUUCAGGCUUCAUCUAAUUGUUCACAAUAGUGUAUAUAGAAGUACCUUUGAACAUAAAGCCAGUGUUUUUAAGCUUAAAUUCAAAUGUGUGUGGUGGCUCCAUAGUUUCUUUGUAAAUUAGGAGUCUGGGUAAAUGCCGUUUCAAAAGGUUAACAUCAUCUACUGUAAGGAAUUAAGAGACCAAGGGUCUUAGUUAUAUACAGAUGAAAACAUUCUUUUCGUGAAAGGAGAUAAUCACAACUGAAGCACAAAGAAAGGAAUGAGUGUAAAAAUUACGUACGUGCCAAAGUGUUCUUUUAAUGGAUCAUGAGUGUUCAAGAGGUUAACUUACAGUAUGCAAUCUGGGACUUUUAGGUAGUAAUACAGUCUGAUUUUUGUUUUUCAUUAUCCUAGAUCUUAAGUUACAACAUAGGAUCUACUCUGUUAAAAGUAUUUCUCCAUUCAGAAGUGUUCACUGCUUAGACACUCCUUUUGAAGACAGCUCUAUGGUUAUUUUAUGUUGUUGCUUCGCAGGAACUGAAGAAAUGAAUCUAGUGCUAGACAAAUGACUUGGACAUAAUUUCUUUGGAAAACAUUCUGCAUAGCAUAGAAGCUUAAAGGGUAUUACUGUCUUCUUACCUUAGUUUCUGGAAGUUCUCUACUGGAGGGGUCUUAGAAUAAGCUAUGCAGGAAAAUUUAAAUGACAGUCUGCCAUUCUCAACUAGUUUGAACAACUAAACUCUUUACAGGCUCUUGUUUCUAUAUCUGGUUUCACUACUUGGUCUCCUUGCAGUAAGGGAUUUUGACAGCCACUUUAUCCUGAUUUCUGAGACAGGUUCCUACCCUGUUUUCAGAAUUCUCUUGGCAUUUUUUAUUGUUAGUAUAAAAGUGAUG